Drosophila rhopaloa is the source of this 1335-nucleotide messenger RNA. RefSeq names its product intraflagellar transport protein 20 homolog (gene IFT20). Gene Ontology annotation, cellular component: cilium; intraciliary transport particle B; centrosome. Gene Ontology annotation, biological process: protein localization to cilium; intraciliary transport; centrosome localization. The transcript has a single exon. The record is from RefSeq and is a predicted model, not a curated record. Bases 745 to 1140 code for a protein of 131 amino acids. Lineage: Eukaryota; Metazoa; Arthropoda; Insecta; Diptera; Drosophilidae.
AACAGCUCGCACACUUCGGCCUCAUUCGUAGUCUCUAUAUGCUGCCUGAGCAUAACUAUUGCUUCGGAGCGCGCCGUGGUAUUUUUUGCUUGCAAGCAAGUGAAAUAGUCCCAAGAUGCAGUCUGGCUUGGUACUGACCUUUUUUUUUUUUUACGUAGCUUUCCUUUCCCUUUUUCUCUUGAUAGUGACGGCACAGAAACAUCGAUGAUUUAGAAAAUUUCAAAAACAUCGAUGCAUCGAUGUUUUCAUCGAAGUUGCUGCACGUCUAAUAAAAACUUCUGCUUGCCGAAAUCAUCUUCGGCUCUGCGUAAACCAUGCUGUUCUUUUGCAUAAUAGGUUGACUUCAUAUCAUUUUGUUUACCAAAUUAUUAUUACUUUGUGUUUUUUGUAUUUUUUUAUUAAAUGUAUUAAACAGAAAUAACACUGUGAUACUGUUGUCAGAAAGCAAAUUAUCGAACAGUUUCCUUAGACUAAGAAAAUAUUCUGUUUUUAAAUGUAUUAAACACUAAUAGCACUGUGAUACACCAAAAAGUCACAUAAAUGAAUCUAUACUUUCCUAAUUAACCAGAAAAUUGUAUAAAUUACGCUUUUGAUAAAUUGCAUUUAUUAAAUGGGGGAACAAAAGGUGUGAGUCUUAUCGACCAGUGUUAUAAAUGUAAGAUUUUGGUAUAAGUUGUCAAUAGCAACGUUAGUCGUAACAUAACACAAUACAAAUACGUAAAAAUUAUUCAUUUCCGAGUUAACAUGGAGGAACUUCAAAAAGUUGGACUUUUUAUAGAUGAUAUCUAUAGACUGCGUGUUGAGGAACCUAGCCUUGCUGGUGAAAAAAUAAAAGUUAAACAAGAAUGCUUAAAAUACUCGAAAAAUUUAACGAUUUUCAAGAAGUUAGCUAAUGAUUUUUGUAAAGUCUCUGAAUUGCUUGCAAAAGAUGUCGAUAGGGAAAAACUAUGCGCAAUUGGCAACCAGAAUCAGCUAAAAACCAUUUCAAAUCAGCGGCAGAGUGAGCAGCAAGUCUAUCGGAACGAGAUUUUCGAGCAAACUGUAGAACUAGAACGUUUAAAGAGUGAACUACAGUAUUUGCAACGCAUCGAAACUGAGCAGAAUGAAAUAAUAAACAAUUUUUUUGUAAAUCACUAUUAAAAUUACUGGCGCCUAAGCAGACUUUUAUUGGUUGGAAUUGCUUAAAAUAUUCUUACGAUAACAUGUGAGACUGCAUAAAGGAACUUUUGUGGUUGAACAGUUGUAAGCCUUUCGAUUUCCACAGCCCCUAACGUAGCACAAUUUUGAGGAUGGCGGUUUGAGAGGUAUUUGUGCUUUUAGAAGAAACUCGUGUCC